UCAUUAUACUGAUUUCGGAACAAAUAUGUCUGGUUUGAAAUUAUAUAGUGUAUCAGAUGGACCGCCAUCAUUGGCUGUUAAAAUGGUUUUGGAAGUUCUAAAAGUACCAUACGAAAAUAUUGAAGUUGAUUUUGUUGCUGGAGAACAUAUAUCCGAAGAAUAUGCAAAGAAAAAUCCUCAGAGAGAAAUUCCUGUACUAGAAGACAAUGGUUUCUUUUUAAGUGAAAGCAAUGCCAUUUUACAAUAUUUAGCUGAAAAACAUAAAAAUCGGAGCAUAUAUCCAGAGGAUGUUCAAGAAAGGGCAAGAGUUAAUCAGAGAUUGUGUUUCAAUUUGUCCACUUAUUAUCGAUCUAUUUUAGAUCAUAUUAUACUUCCAAUGUUUUACGAUUACCAACGCACACCUCAAACUGAAAAGAAACUUCAAAUCGCGUUAUCCGCUUUCAACUCAUAUUUAGAGCGUGACGGAUUCAAGUACGCUGCUUCAGAUAAUUUAACAAUAGCUGAUUUACAAUUAGUAACAGCCACACUGUGUUUGGAAGCAGUCAAUUUUGAUUUCACACAAUUUCAAAAAAUCACUAAAUGGUAUGAAACAUUUAAAGCGGAAAAUGAAAAACUAUGGGCUAUUGCAAAAGUUGGAAUGUUGGAAUUAAGACAUUUUAAUACAAAUCCACCAGAUUUAUCACAUUUAAAGCAUCCUGUUCAUCCAGUACGAAAAGUUUAA
Molecule: messenger RNA, 721 nt
Organism: Chrysoperla carnea
Lineage: Eukaryota; Metazoa; Arthropoda; Insecta; Neuroptera; Chrysopidae
Product: glutathione S-transferase 1-like
Exons: 5
Coding region: 26-721 (231 amino acids)
Biological process (GO): glutathione metabolic process
Molecular function (GO): glutathione transferase activity
Source: RefSeq, a predicted model, not a curated record